This is a messenger RNA of Necator americanus (New World hookworm), 321 nucleotides long. RefSeq lists its product as uncharacterized. Lineage: Eukaryota; Metazoa; Nematoda; Chromadorea; Rhabditida; Ancylostomatidae. The record is from RefSeq and is a predicted model, not a curated record. The transcript has a single exon. The coding region runs from base 1 to 321 and encodes 106 amino acids.
AUGGCCCCGGAUUCUGUGCGAGCUCCUGCUGUAAAUCGAGAAGAUUGGGUAGAUGGCCAUGUUCAAGAAUGGCACACAGAGAGGAUUACGCUGGCAACCGUGUCAGGCGAUACUAGUGAAUACGUUGAAUACGAGACGGUAUUCCCGGCAAACCUUUAUGACCCUCGAGACUGUCGGAUGUGGUACGUGCAAUCUUUACGGAUGAAUCCUGUAGAUGCGGAUAAGGAUGACCUUCGCGAACAGCUUGUACAGAACGCUCAACAAACAUAUCAGACGGUAGUUCCGAAUGUUCCCUCGACCAACUUUUUCAUAAACAGGUAG